GGGGCGCUGACGGCGGGAUGGAGCCGCCGGCGGGAGCCGCGCGCCGGGCGCUCAGGCUGGAGAAGUACCAAGAGUGCCCAAACCGUCGCUCUCCAAGUGUUCUGGGAUGCAGCCUGGAGCCCCUUUCCCAGUAGAAAUCCCCGUCCCCCAGCCCGGAGCUGGUUGAGCUGGGAAAAGCCUUUGUGGCGAGGGCCUGCUGCCACCGGGUGGUAAUCGGUCUCCACUACAUCUUUACAGACCUCGCCGAAUAUGUAUUUUCAUUUGCAUGAUAAUUUACCCAACGUCUAUUUUGUUCGUAUUCGCCUCCUUUUCUUAGCACAGUUUCCAGAGCGAGAAAAACGCAGUUCAUAUCUGAGAGCAAAGGGAAAUGCAGAACACGGAAAGAAAGACAUCUUUAAAUAAGGCAUUGCAUCUUUUUCUACUGAAAUAUUUUUAACCUACUUCUGCCUUUUUGUGUCCUUUUUCCAUUGGUCCAGGUGCUCUUGCACGCCGCACUUCUCGGGGUAGAGACAUACCAGCUCUGACGCCGUGUUCCCUACAGAACGGUGGCUGUGGGCUGUAGCUUUUUGUAGAUUUCGCUGCUUUCCGUUACAAGGUGUGCUGCGUCGUGACAGGAACAGGCUUUUUAAAGCUGUUUGCUUUGAGCCUUCUUGGCGCAUUCAUGCAAGGCUUUUUCUCUGCUUUUUAAAAAAUAUUUAAAGUGCUGGGACAAUUUUUGCUGCUGUGCUUUAAUAGGAUUUGCAGCUGUGAAUGCGCUUUAAUAGAAUUUACAGCUGGGCUGAAGUAUCCCUUCUCUUAAAAUAACAUUGCAGCUUCGUGAUUCAGUAGAAUGUGCCUCCCACUAGUUGCUUUGUCUGUAGCUGUGAAUGCUCUGGAGCAAGAGAAGAAUAUGAGCAAACCCAAAACUUUUGUAUGUGGCUAAAUAAGAGGCAUAAUCCUGUGGUUAGGGACUGGAACUAUAAAUGAACAUGUUUGGAUCUUGUUUUUUGCUUCGCUGAUGAUUACUUUCUGCUCUCCCAUGCAGUUUUCAACCUGCCAGGUUUUAUGCUCCAUCAGUAAAUUGAUAACAGGAGCACCUCAGAGUGUUUUCAGAUCAUUAAGUGAUCGGUUUGGGGAUCUUUAUGUAUUGUAAGGCGCUGGAUCAGAGAGAUGUCAGGUGGGAAAUAGUGCAGGAUGUGGUGUCAUUGGAACCUAGCAAGAGCUGUGGGUCUUCUGUUUCUCAAACUGAAAAGCAGUUGGUGGCCGGGGAACCAACGGAAGAAAUGUGUUAUCUUAAAAAGCUGCAUAACAGAUACUGCCUGGCUUUCGUGGCGCUGGGCCAGUCGUUUUCAUGGUUGGUCCCACAACAUCAAUUCAGAAUAUACAGAACAGAAAGCAAUGAGACUCCACAAAGCGGUUUAAAUCUUGCAGGUUUGCAAAACCGGAGGGAGAAUUUCCCCGGCAUCAGUGACCUACUGAGGCAACUUUUGAGCUCAGAAUGGAGCUGGUGAGCAGGCGAGACCCCCACCUCCGAGAGGUCGUGCGGUUUGCAGUGUGCUGCAGAGCCCUGACACUUCUGCUGCAGGCUCUCUUUAACCUCCUGAUCCCAGAUCACGCUGCAGACGCCUUUUCUCCCCCUCGCCUCUCCGAGCCCGGCCUGUGGGACCUGCUCCUGGAGCGGCUGCUGGGCGGCCUCUCACGCUGGGAUGCCGAGCACUUCCUCUUCAUCGCCGAGCGUGGUUACCUGUACGAGCACAACUGCGCCUUCUUCCCGCUCUACCCCCUGAGCGUGCGUGCCGUGGCCGAGGCUGCUCUGUGGCCCUUGCAGCGGCUGCUGCGUUUGCGGAGCCGCCUCCUGCUCUCAGCCAUUCUUCUGAAUUCUCUCUUUUCCGCCCUGGCAGCCGCUGCCCUGUAUCAGCUGGGCUGCCUCGUGCUGCAGCGUCGCAGGGUGGCUUUCCUUGCUGCCGUUCUCUUUUCUGUCAGUCCUGCCAACGUGUUCAUGGCAGCCGCUUACUCCGAGAGCAUGUUUGCCUUCCUGGCAUUCAGUGCCAUGUGGCAACUGGAGAAGGGGCAGAGCUGGCUCGGUGGGCUGCUGUUCUCCCUCGCUUCUGGGGUGCGUGCCAACGGGCUUAUUAAUGCUGGCUUCAUUCUCUACUCCCACGGUAAAUGCUUUGCCCUCCAGCUCCAGGUGGGUUCAGGAUCAGUAAGGAAGCUCCCUCCAUUGUGGAAGCAACUCCUUAGCGUGACAUCUUCAGCGGUUCUGAUGUGUGCCGGGAUUUUUCUACCUUUUGCUUUAUUUCAGUAUUAUGCCUACGUGAGGUUCUGUGGGCCUGGCACUGGCCUGGAGCGGACUGUUCCUGAGCCGCUGCUGCAGCUGGCUCUGGCCAAGGGCUAUCGUCCGGUGGGCAGGAGCGGGGUUAAACCCCCUUGGUGCUCCCGGCAAUUCCCCGUGGUCUAUUCCUAUAUUCAAGACACUUACUGGAAUGUGGGCUUUCUAAGGUAUUUUGAGCUCAGACAGAUACCACAUUUCUUGCUUGCUUUGCCUGUCACGCUUCUGGGCUCAUGGGCUGCCUGGACCUAUGUCAUUGCAAACCCCCAGCACUGCCUGACUCUUGGUCUAGAGAGAAGAAAGAGUGAAGAAGAGGGUAAACCAAGAGCUGGAUUUUGCUGCCCUGGUGUCUUCGUCUAUGUGGUCCAUGCCACGGUCGUGCUGGCGUUAGGAUUCUUCUGCAUGCACGUGCAGGUGCUGACCCGGUUGCUUGGCUCCUGCUCUCCCAUCCCGUACUGGUUCUCCGCUCACCUGCUUCAAGAGCACGAACCUUUACUCUGGAGCGAAGGGACUGAUGAUCAAACGGCAGCACCUCGCCCUGAGAAGUCUCUUCUAGGUAAAUCUGCUGGAUCCUGCAGGAAAGGAACUUUGGAAAACCCUGUUGUGAGGCUGCUGCUGAAGUGUAGAUUAAUCACCCCCCUCAGCAAGUGCAUUCUCGGAUUUUUCCUGUCCUACUGGCUGCUGGGCCUGAUUCUGCACUGCAACUUCUUGCCGUGGACGUAGUGAGGGUCUGGGUUGGUACAGACGGGUCGCGGGGCAGGAGCACUGCUCAGAAUUGAACCUCAUUUUUUCUAAAAA
Tyto alba (common barn owl) is the source of this 3106-nucleotide messenger RNA. It is a transcript of the gene PIGV, whose product is annotated as phosphatidylinositol glycan anchor biosynthesis class V. Bases 1478 to 3031 code for a protein of 517 amino acids. The transcript is spliced from 5 exons. Gene Ontology annotation, biological process: GPI anchor biosynthetic process. Gene Ontology annotation, molecular function: GPI mannosyltransferase activity; alpha-1,6-mannosyltransferase activity. Gene Ontology annotation, cellular component: endoplasmic reticulum membrane; mannosyltransferase complex. Lineage: Eukaryota; Metazoa; Chordata; Aves; Strigiformes; Tytonidae. The record is from RefSeq and is a predicted model, not a curated record.